AUGUCUCCCUCCUCAUCUUCUUCCAUCGGGGGAAAAAUCAACCAGGAAAUCGACAGUCUCCCUCCAGCGAUCGCCGAGAAGCUACCCCACGUCCCCGAAUCCAAGGAGGAAUUGAAGGAGGACUUAAAAGAAGCGGAAACCAAGUCUCUGCAAGGUCUGAGGAGUUUAGCUGCUGGGGGGUUCGGUGGUGUCUGCGCUGUGGUUGUUGGACAUCCGUUUGACUUGGUCAAGGUCCGGUUGCAGACUGCGGAGCGGGGUGUUUACAGCAGUGCGAUCGAUGUUGUGAGGAAGAGUAUUGCGAGGGAUGGAGUGAGGAGGGGCUUGUAUGCUGGUGUCAGUGCGCCCCUGGUGGGCGUUACUCCUAUGUCCCUUUCUUCUGCCCACAAGGAAGAGCUGAUUGUUGAAAUAGUUGCGGUCUCAUUCUGGGGUUAUGAUGUUGGCAAAGGCCUCGUUCGCCGUUUCUCGACUGUUCAAGAUAACCAGCUUUCCGUCGCACAAGUCUCAGCUGCCGGGUUCUUCUCCGCAAUUCCUAUGACACUCAUCACGGCACCUUUCGAGCGUGUUAAAGUGCUUCUACAAAUCCAAGGCCAAAAGCAAUUAGCGCCAGGUGAGAAGCCGAAAUACAGCGGUGGAGUGGAUGUUGUCCGGCAAUUAUACAAGGAAGGCGGCGUUCGUUCUGUGUUCCGGGGUUCAGUUGCUACGUUGGCAAGAGAUGGUCCUGGAUCCGCAGCCUAUUUUGCAGCCUACGAGUAUAUCAAACGCAGACUCACACCGGUGGAUCCAGUGACGGGUAAGGCAAGCGGGGAUCUGAGUCUCUUGGCUGUUACUGCGGCUGGUGCUGCGGCUGGUGUAGCCAUGUGGAUUCCUGUUUUCCCAAUAGACACUGUGAAGAGUCGUCUACAAACUAUGGAGGGCAAGCCAACCGUUGGUGGGAUUGUUCGUGGCUUGUAUAAAAAUGGUGGAUUCAAAGCUUUCUUCCCUGGAUUUGGGCCUGCAAUCGCAAGAGCUGUACCUGCAAAUGCUGCGACGUUCUUAGGGGUCGAAUUGGCGCAUCAGUUCAUGAACAAGACUUUCGGAUGA
This is a messenger RNA of Lachnellula hyalina, 1080 nucleotides long. It is a transcript of the gene CRC1, whose product is annotated as Mitochondrial carnitine carrier. The record is from RefSeq and is a predicted model, not a curated record. Gene Ontology annotation, molecular function: O-acyl-L-carnitine transmembrane transporter activity. NCBI's taxonomy places the organism in Eukaryota, Fungi, Ascomycota, Leotiomycetes, Helotiales, Lachnaceae. The transcript has 2 exons. Gene Ontology annotation, biological process: carnitine transmembrane transport; mitochondrial transport. Gene Ontology annotation, cellular component: mitochondrial envelope. The coding region runs from base 1 to 1080 and encodes 359 amino acids.